AGGGGCUGCUGCGGCCGAGGUGGCAAAAGGCUGAGGUUGGGGAGAUUCCGACCACGCGCGCUGCAGGGCCGCUUCCUUCCUGGCACUGGGGAUUUACCAGCCCAGUGGAAACCUGCAAAGCAGCAGCAGUGAAAGAGUAGCAGGCUCGGAAGGCGGGUGUAUCCUCUUCAAGAAGUGCCUAGAUUUGCCCAGAGAGCAAUAUCCCUAUUUGCAAAUAGGUAUGUGAUGUCAAAUCAGUAGGCUGUCCUCAAUAGCCUCCCACACACUAUUGUAACGUCAUGUGCCAGUAUGAAUAUUAACACAGACAUGAAUACUUCAGUGUUCUGCAAUCAAAGAAGAGAAAAAGAAAGAGUAUGUUUGGAGAACAAAUGACUGGGAAACAGUGCCUGGCUAACUUAUUUUGAGAACACACCCUCUUGUUUUCUGUUGAUGAAGAGCUAAGAAGAUUCAGGCUUUUUCAAAGAUCUUUUUAAUCUUUUUUUUUUUACGCUUUGGAUUUUAGGCUCUGAUCUGCACUGGGCACGAGCACUUGUCAGCAAUAUGUGUCAUGUCAUUGUCACUUGCCGCUCAAUGCUGUGGACACUCCUGAGUAUUGUUGUGGCUUUUGCAGAGCUCAUAGCCUUCAUGAGUGCUGAUUGGUUGAUUGGCAAGGCAAAACUUGGGAGCUCUCACAGCAGAGAGAAUGGGACAGGAGGAUCACUGGAACCGUAUCGUCCAACCUUGGGGAUCUAUGAACGUUGCACCCGAAUCCAGCACAUGCCAUACUCCAGGAGAGACACACAGUGUGGCCCCUAUGCAGAGAACUUCAGCGAGAUUGCCAGUGGCUUCUGGCAGGCUACUGCAAUUUUCCUAGCCCUGGGGAUCUUGAUACUCUGUGCUGUUGCAUUAGUAUCCGUCUUCACCAUGUGCGUACAGAGUAUUAUGAAGAAAAGUAUUUUUAAUGUCUGUGGGCUGCUACAAGGGAUUGCAGGUCUCUUCCUUAUCCUAGGCUUGAUCUUGUACCCUGCUGGCUGGGGUUGCCAGAAGGCAAUAAGCUAUUGUGGACCUUAUGCUUCUGCUUAUAAACUUGGAGAUUGUUCCUUGGGUUGGGCUUUCUACACUGCUAUAGGUGGCACGGUCCUGACCUUCAUCUGUGCUGUUUUCUCUGCCCAAGCUGAAAUUGCCACCUCUAGCGACAAAGUACAGGAGGAAAUUGAAGAGGGGAAAAACCUUAUUUGUCUUCUUUAAUGAUCCAAGAAAUCCUUCAAUGUCUCAGGUACAUUGAGUUCAAGUGGCUUAGCAAAUGGACUCUGCUAACUGAGUGAUGGAGACAUGAGCUUCCUGAAGACCAAGCACUGUGCUGUCACUUGAUGAUCACUGAGGACUAUGGGCAGAAUAAGAAGACAAUGAUGCUACAGAAAUUCUGGAACCAAGCUACAUUGGCAGAAUGAUGCAAAACUCAUGAUGGCUUCACAUUUAUAUGAACAAGUGCCUGACAGUCACAGAAAUUAUCCAGUCUUUUUGACAUUCAGCACCAUGAAGGAAUGUUAGAAGUAUUUUGUUGAAAAUGCCAGCAUUUUCAAGUAUGCACAGAACAAGAUGGCCUAAAUCAGGCUUUGAUUUCAAGGGCUUUUGUCUUUAAUUACCUGGUCGGUGGUAACAUUCUCCAUAGCAGCUUUU
This is a messenger RNA of Heteronotia binoei (common prickly gecko), 1659 nucleotides long. RefSeq names its product LHFPL tetraspan subfamily member 2 (gene LHFPL2). Bases 541 to 1227 code for a protein of 228 amino acids. Gene Ontology annotation, cellular component: membrane. NCBI's taxonomy places the organism in Eukaryota, Metazoa, Chordata, Lepidosauria, Squamata, Gekkonidae. The record is from RefSeq and is a predicted model, not a curated record. The transcript has 4 exons.